UCCAAGGGGUCGCAGGAUGAAUCUAAGGGGUCUUGAAGGGUCUCUCUUUCCCGUCCUGAUUAACAGUUCAGGAAAGAAGAAAAAUUAUGUUCUGCUGCUCAAAUUUAGAUACCUUUUUUCUAGCUUUUUCUUGUGAAAUUCUGAGGAGUUUUACUUCAUAAGUUUCUUCAUCUUUGGUUGAAUUAAGGGUUGCAAGCAGACAACGCUUCAUUUUGAGGGGUCACCAGCCAAAAAGGAUAGGACUGACUGCUCUAAAUGACAAAAGGGGCACUCUACCAAGAGUUUGAGCUGCAUUUUAGGGUUUGGUUUGGUUAAAUUUUUGUUUCUUGGAAAAAAACUAAUUUAUAAUACAGAGUUCAAUACCUUACUUAACUGAAAAUAGACACAUUUUUCUGCUAAAUCAUGUAUUUUAAAUAAUAUGCACCUUAACUUAUUUGUUUAUUUGUCCUCUACAACUAACAAGUUGUGUCCAUUAAUGAUUAAAUACUGCCCUCAAAUUAAUAGCAAUAUCAUCUUAAUUCCAUUUGUCUAUAUUCCCUCUACCUGUGGUGUUAAAACAGUUUAAUAAAAUUUACAAUUUUUAGUACAAUCUUGGACUGAGAUUCAGGGAUAAACCUCAUGUUUUGGCUGUUAAACACAAUGUUGUGUUAUUUCUCUCAGACAUACAGUUUAUACUGCGAUAAAAGAUUAUUUUGCUGUAAAAAAACCCAAAACAAAACAAAAACUUUGAUGAUACUGCAGAUGUCUUUUGGAAAAUCAGCUUGUCUUCUGGCAACUGGUGCAAAGAACAUGGGCCACAUGUACAAAUUAUUCAUUUUGUGUAAUUUGAGGGUAGGACUCAGUAAAUUGAGAUUGAUUUUAAUUUGAGAAUAUAAAUUUCUAACUUGUGGGAAUUAUAUCUCCUUGUUGCGACAUGGUCUUAAAUGGAUUUGCAUCUGCUUGACUGAAGUGGUCUCGACUGCAGUUCUGCUUCUCAUGUCUUUGCACUUUUUUAUUUCUCUUUUGAUCCUCAGCACCAGCACAACGGGUUUGACUGUGGUCCUCGGUCUCCAGACUCAAGGGAGUACUGACACCAAUAAGGUGUCUAGAGAGGUCUCUAAUAUCAUCAAACAUUCCAAGUACAACUCUGCGUCUAAGGACAACGACAUCGCCCUCCUGGAGCUCAAAUCAACAGUUACUUUCAAUGAGUACAUUCAGCCAGUGUGCCUGGCAGCCUCAGACAGCACUUUCAGCAACGGCUUGAACACCUGGAUCACCGGCUGGAGCAAGAAACCUCAGCCCCAAACAACACUAAUGGAGCUGAAGGUGCCUGUUGUGGGGAACGAACAGUGUAAAAAGGAAGUUACAGGCACAGACAUCACAGACAACAUGAUCUGCGCCGGGUUAAGUGCUGAAAAGAAGGGCUUCUGUGAGGGGGACAUUGGGGGUCCGAUGGUGUUAAAGACAGAAAGUCGCUGGGUCCAGGCUGGAGUCAUGAACUUUGGAAAAGAUUGUCCAAAUCCUAAACUUCCAGGAGUCUCUGCCAGAGUGUCCAAGUAUGAGUCCUGGAUCAAAAGUCAAGUUACCGGCAGCCAGCCAGGCUUCAUCAAAUUCACAUCCACUGACCUCUCUAAGGUGUGUGGUCGGCCUGCGCUCAACACCAGGAUUGUUGGAGGACAGGCGGCCCCUGCAGGUAACUGGCCCUGGCAGGCCAGUGUGCAAAAAACUAAGAAACACAUCUGUGGAGGAUCCCUCAUUAACAAAGAAUGGGUGCUGACGGCUGCUAACUGCUUCUCAAGCACCAGCACAACGGGUUUGACUGUGGUCCUCGGUCGCCAGAAUCAAGAGGGGACCAACUCCAAUGAGGAGUCUCGAGAGGUCACUAAGAUCAUCAAACAUCCCAAGUACAACUCUGAGUCUAAGGACAACGACAUCACCCUCCUGAAGCUCUCCUCACCGGUUACUUUCAAUGACUACAUUCUGCCAGUGUGCCUGGCAGCCUCAGACAGCACUUUCAACAAUGGCGUUAACACCUGGAUCACUGGCUGGGGCGAGAUUGGAUCUGGAAAACCUCUUCCUUCCCCACAAAAACUAAUGGAGGUGGAGGUGCCUGUUGUGGGGAACAAACAGUGUAACUGUGAUUAUGGAGCAGGCAAAAUCACAGACAACAUGAUCUGCGCCGGAUUACGUGCUGGAGGGAAGGACUUCUGUCAGGGGGACUUUGGCGGUCCAAUGGUGUCAAAGACAGGAAAUGUCUGGGUCCAGGCUGGAGUCGUGAGCUUUGGAAAAGGUUGUGCACUGCCUAAAUUCCCAGGAGUCUACAGCAGAGUGUCCAAGUAUGAGUCCUGGAUCAAAAGUCAAGUUACCGGCAGCCAGCCAGGCUUCGUCACCUUCAAGUCCACUGGGACUGACAGUGACCUCAGUGUCACCUGUUCUGCCACCAAGCCUGUCUGCGGUAGCGCCCCAAUGAAUUCACGUAUUUCGGGAGGAAGCUCGGUGGCGAGUGCUGGCAUGUGGCCGUGGAUGGCGAGCCUUCAGAAGAAUGGAAAGCAUGUGUGUGGUGGGACUCUAGUGGCUGUGGACUCAGUGCUGAGCAACGCCAACUGCUUCUCAAGUUCACCUACAGCAUCUGAAUGGACUGUGGUCUUGGGUCGUUUGAAACAGAAUGGAGUCAACUCCUUUGAGGUGAAACUGAAAGUGGAAAAAAUCACCCUAAGCACCCUGACCGGGUCUAAUGUGGCAGUGCUGCAUCUGGCAGCCCGGCCCACCCUGUCCAAGUACAUCCAGCCCAUCUGUCUGGACAAUGGAAAGACCUUCACUGUGGGCUCUAAAUGCUGGGCUGCUGGCUGGAACUCUGGGCGUGGAGGGGAUGAACAAGCUCUGCAGGAGUUCCAGACCUCCAUGGUAAACUGUGGGACCGCAGCAACCAGUGACAACAUUUGUACUGGAUCUUUUACACUGGAGCAGGGUGAUUCUGGGGGUCCGUUGAUGUGUCAAGUAGACAACUCUUGGUACCAGGCAGCCGUGUUGUCAGUCAACAAAAACACCGCCAGUCAAACGCAAGCAGAUCCGGUGAUGGUCUUCACCAAACUGAGCCGCUAUCAGAGCUUCCUGGCUCAGACUGUGGGAGAGUUCUUAUCUCCAGCCUCCAGCGCGGGCUCACCUACUCUCUUCUUCCAUCUUCUUGUCUUCUCUGUGUUCCUCCACCUCACCUUAUAGGAACCUACCUUUACCUCUAAAUAGGUUUACAUGAUGUGAAGGGUACAAAUGAAUGUAAACAUGAGAGACAAUAUAGGCUUAAAGCUGCAUUAAAACAACACCACCAGUUCACUUCUCUACUCUAUUCCAACAAUAAAACAUGACUUGUGUUGUUCAGGUUGGACACACUUCUAUAAUUUGGUUAUGGUUAUCACCUUUUUUUUCUUUUUUUUUUAAGAGAUUCUGGAUGCUAACUACUUUCAGUCUAAAUGAAGGGUAUAAUAUGGGUGUAAAAUGAAGAAUUAUUUAAGUUGCACAUAUUUUUAAUAGUUUUUGGACAACAACGGAGAUCUACAGCACGGGAAUAAGAUAUAUCAGGCUUUGGAUACACAUUUAAUGCUUGUUAGUUAAAUAGUAAAAAAAAAGGUACAUGGUGCAUAUAUAUAGCAAUUUUAUCUGUUCAUUGUUGGUAACUUUCAUGUUUAUACCACAUUCAUGUUUGUUUCAUUUCCUUUCAUUUCUUUAUUUUCACAUAUAAACAUUUUUAAAAGUUAUAUAAUUUGCCAGGGAAUGUGAAGGAGAAUUGCCUAAAAAUCUUCUAGGGGCUAGAAAAGUGGCAUUCUCCAGACAGCAUAUUAGAGGAAAUAAUUACAGCAAUAUGGAAUAGACAAUUUGAAUCCAUCUAUCAAUAAGUUUAGACAUAGUAAAAAAAAAACUAAAAAAAACGGGGACAUAGACAUAGUUUAGCACAACACUUGAUAACUGUAAUGAAUACGUAUACCUUUAUGUUAUAGUUUGGUCUUAUGUUAUACUGCCUUAUAGUCAAAAGCUUAUUUUAAGACUUUAUGAUCUCUGCUUUCUGUAUUCUGGAUAUUGUAAUAAAUCUCUGAAAGACAACUUGCUCUGUUUGAAUUCAUCUUAAAUUUCCACCACUAUUUUUAAUUUUUUGCUCCAGGAGGUGACUUUGCCCAGCCAACUUCAGCUUUCCUACAGCAACAGUAGUGGAUAUGUUAUGUCGACCUUUUGGUAUAAUAGCCACAUAAUGUGACACAAGACCCUGCUGUUAAAUUCUUAUGGCUAUGUCAUUUUAAUUUCCCUACCAGGGAUAAAUACUGUUACUUAAAUGAAUUUAUCUUUAGAUAAUCAAGCGUUUAUGGUGCUCUUUUUUUAUAUUAUUCCAAGAUGUUUUUUAUCUGUGUUACCUCAAGAUUAAUAGUAGGCACUAAUUGUGAAAACUCACAAUGAGGUGGAUUAUUUAGAGUAACUGUUUCUGUAAAGGCACGUUGCUUUUAUGUAUUUCCAAAUGUGUUUUUAAUGCUCCAUGCACCACAAA
Messenger RNA from Thunnus maccoyii (southern bluefin tuna), 4510 nucleotides. RefSeq names its product transmembrane protease serine 9-like. The transcript is spliced from 11 exons. Bases 976 to 3198 code for a protein of 740 amino acids. Gene Ontology annotation, biological process: proteolysis. Gene Ontology annotation, molecular function: serine-type endopeptidase activity. The record is from RefSeq and is a predicted model, not a curated record. NCBI's taxonomy places the organism in Eukaryota, Metazoa, Chordata, Actinopteri, Scombriformes, Scombridae.